GCCGCCACAAUAAUAUAUACUCACGUGUAAAUUAUCAAUGUUCAAUGUUGAUUGUUAUAAACUAUAAUAUUUACACUUGACAAUUGACUUCUGUACAUUGUUAAGUAGAGUAAAUUUUGUUGGUUUUACGUAGUUUUUGAAAAAUGAGUAAAAAAAAAGGAAGCGGAAGUAGUGGUCAUAGUUUUGGUCGAGCGUUGAUCAAAGACAGGUUUGGUCGAAGCAACAAAACAUUAAAUCGUGACUCAUUUCUGCAUACUGCUGACUUGGCUGAUGGUUAUGACUGGGGUAGACUUAACUUACAAUCAGUAACUGAACAAAGUUCAUUUGAAGAGUUUCUGUCUACAGCUGAAUUAGCUGGAACUGAAUUUACAGCCGAGAAAUUAAAUGUUGAAUUUGUACCCGAAUCUCGUAUGGUUGGUACUUUGACUAAAGAAGAAAGAUCCAAAAUUGAACUAACUCACAAAGAAUUCAAACAUUUCAUAAAAAUUCCUCGAAGACCAAAAUGGGAUGGCAAAACUACUCCUGAAGAAUUGGAAACUAAAGAAAAACAGAAUUUCUUAGAUUGGCGCCGUAAUUUAGCUGAAUUCCAAGAAGAAAAAGAAUUAAUUCUGACUCCUUAUGAGAAAAAUCUGGACUUUUGGAGACAACUUUGGAGAGUUGUUGAGAGAAGUGAUGUAUUAGUGCAAAUCGUGGACGCUCGGAAUCCUUUACUUUUUUAUUGUGAUGAUUUGGAAAAAUAUGCAAAAGAAGUAGAUAAAAUGAAAACGAAUUUGUUAUUACUAAAUAAAUCAGACUUGUUGACGGUUGCACAACGAAAGUACUGGGCAAAAUAUUUUGACUCUAGAGGUGUGUCGGUAGCAUUUUAUUCAGCUAAGCAAAGUGAAGAAACUAUAGAAGAAGGAAAUGAAGAAGCUGAAGAACAAUCUGAAAAAAAAGUUGAAGAUGAAGUAGAAGAAAAUGAAAUAGAAGACGAAGAAGAAGAAGUUACCGAGGAAGAUUGGAACAGUUCGGAUUUUGAAACUGAUGAAGAAGAAGAGGUAAUUGGAGACGUUGUUGAAGAGUGUCCGAAAUUCAAGAACUCAUUUGACUUGUUGUCAAAAGAAGAACUGAUUACUUUCUUCAAGACAAUUCAUGGUAAUCGAAAACGUCUAUGCGAUAGUUUUGUUACAGUAGGAUUAGUAGGUUAUCCAAAUGUCGGUAAGAGUUCUACAAUCAACACUCUAUUAGCCAAUAAAAAAGUAUCUGUGUCAUCCACUCCGGGAAAGACAAAACAUUUUCAGACUCUUUUCGUAGACAAAGACUUAAUGUUAUGCGACUGUCCGGGUUUAGUGAUGCCAAGUUUUGUAUUUACAAAAGCAGAUCUCAUUGUCAAUGGAAUCCUUUCAAUUGAUCAAAUGAGAGACCAUCGGCCCCCUAUGAACAUGAUCUGUUCUCAAAUACCAAGGCACAUACUAGAAGACCAAUAUAGUAUAAUGAUUACGAAACCAUUAGAAGGAGAUGAUCCUGAUAGACCUCCAACUGCAGACGAAUUCCUCAAUGCUUAUGCUUGUAGUAGAGGGUAUAUGACAGCUAACGGUCAACCUGAUGGUGCUCGAGCAGCUCGAGUUAUUCUAAAGCAUUAUGUUAGCGGUCGUUUAUUGUUUUGCGUCGCACCUCCAGAUAUUGAUCAACUAAAAUUUCAUUCUUUUCCACUGCCUGAUGAAAAUCGAGCCGUCAAGACAUUCACGCCGUUUGAAAAUAUUCUUCUCAAGCCAAACGUAACGUCUGGAUCAGAUUUGGAUAGAAUGUUUUUCCAAAAAACCACAAUGGGACCACACAGUAAAGGCAUGAAAAAAGUAGAUAUAAUGGGAAAGGACAACAACCAGUCUCAAUCGAUUCAAUCUAAACCAUGGAAAAAUCAUAAAGAAAAGCGGAACAAACAUGAAAAGUUGAGACGUCAAUUUCGACAUCUUGAUAUAUAACUAAAUAAUUAAACUACUUUAUUUCUUUUGACAUGUCAUGGUAUACUUGUGAUAUUUCUUAAAACUGUUUUUAUUCACGAUGUACAAACAAUUUAAUCAUAGAUGUUAAAACCACAAUAAUAAUAGCCUUGUAGUUUAUCAUGGC
Adelges cooleyi (spruce gall adelgid) is the source of this 2106-nucleotide messenger RNA. RefSeq names its product large subunit GTPase 1 homolog (gene Ns3). The transcript has 9 exons. Bases 144 to 1961 code for a protein of 605 amino acids. The record is from RefSeq and is a predicted model, not a curated record. Gene Ontology annotation, molecular function: GTP binding; GTPase activity. Gene Ontology annotation, cellular component: cytosol. Gene Ontology annotation, biological process: ribosomal subunit export from nucleus. NCBI's taxonomy places the organism in Eukaryota, Metazoa, Arthropoda, Insecta, Hemiptera, Adelgidae.